Rhea pennata is the source of this 730-nucleotide messenger RNA. Its product is annotated as histone H2B 1/2/3/4/6. The coding region runs from base 34 to 414 and encodes 126 amino acids. Gene Ontology annotation, molecular function: DNA binding; structural constituent of chromatin; protein heterodimerization activity. NCBI's taxonomy places the organism in Eukaryota, Metazoa, Chordata, Aves, Rheiformes, Rheidae. The record is from RefSeq and is a predicted model, not a curated record. Gene Ontology annotation, cellular component: nucleosome. The transcript has a single exon.
UUGUUGGUUAGCAUCAGAAGAAAGGGACUCAAAAUGCCUGAGCCAGCCAAGUCGGCGCCCGCGCCCAAGAAGGGCUCUAAGAAGGCGGUGACCAAGACGCAGAAGAAGGGCGACAAGAAGCGCAAGAAGAGCCGCAAGGAGAGCUACUCCAUCUACGUGUACAAGGUGCUGAAGCAGGUGCACCCGGACACGGGCAUCUCCUCCAAGGCCAUGGGCAUCAUGAACUCCUUCGUCAACGACAUCUUCGAGCGCAUCGCCGGCGAGGCGUCGCGCCUGGCGCACUACAACAAGCGCUCGACCAUCACGUCGCGGGAGAUCCAGACGGCCGUGCGGCUGCUGCUGCCCGGCGAGCUGGCCAAGCACGCCGUGUCCGAGGGCACCAAGGCCGUCACCAAGUACACGAGCUCUAAGUAGAGCGUCUUCGGAACGUCAGUUUUAACCCAAAGGCUCUUUUAAGAGCCACCCACGUAGUCUUUUAAAGAGCUUUAACACAUGCGUAUAUAGCAAAGCGCGAACAUGUUAACUGAUAAUGUUGUCUUUAAAUAUGCUUUUUAAUCAGUUUUUCCGAGUUUGUGCUUUUCAAAAUCUUAAAAAGGUGAAGUGACAGUUUCAGAUAUGUGUAUAAAAUCAAUUUGUAGCUUUUAACUGUCGAAUUGUUGUUUAUCCCUUCUAAUAAACGUGAAUACUACUCUUAAGAUUCAUUCGAAAUAGCUGAAUGCACUAAACACUU